UUUUCCUCACCAUCAAACACUUUACUUGAAAUCGAAUGAAAUUCACAGAUAAUUUUUGAAGAAGUAGAAAUUAAAUUCACUGGUAUCGUGCCGGAGCUGAAGCAUCUUUAAGUUUCAGAAAAAUUCGGAGUGAUUAUUGCUUUUGGCAGCAAUGAAUUCGGUUCCGCACCAGUUUGCGGCUCAACCUCCGUGGUUCUCGAUGCCGCCGCCGUCUUGUGCAUCUUUCUGGAAUAACCUCAACGUGCGUGAUCGUCUAAGGGAUUUGCAAGAAACGCUGGAUCUCGCAAAGUCGAUGCAGAAAGAACUUGAGAUGUUGAUGAUAUUUAAAGAUGGCAAAUCGUCCGAGCAGAGUGCGGUUAGUGUGCCUAACGACAGUGAGUUUUCUGAGUACUUGGAAGAUAGAAGGAUUAAUUUGGAGUUGCAAGAAUCGCGUUCGGUUGAAGCUGUGGUUGCUUUGAUGAGAAAGUUGAGAGCUCAGCUUCAUCCAUUUAGGAUGGUCUAUGACGAAUCGAGUCCAUGGCAAGAAAAAAACGCUGCAGUUAGGUUAUCUACUAAAUUAUUGAAGGCCAAGAGAAAUAAGCUGUGGAGAAAGAGGAAGAGGAAGCGCAUUGCUGAAUCACUUGCAAAGGAACGUGGAAGUUUUGACCUAGUUGAUCGAGAGGCUGAUGAAUGGAGGGCCAGGGAGAUCGCCAAGGAUAUUGCAAAACGCAAGGUGGAGAAGAUGAAAGAAAUUGCAAGAGUUAAAGCAAAAGAGGAGAAGAAGAGGAUAGAUUCUGAGCUUGAACUAGCACUAAUAGUGGAAAAGUUGCAAGAACUUCGCUCUAUCAGGAUCCAAAAAUUGAAGAAACAAGGUCAUUUUCUACCUGAGGAGGAUGAUAAGUUUCUGGAGAAGGUUCGAGCUGCAGUUGAGGAAGAGGAACGUCAAGCCCUUGCUGCAGCUGAUACGGAUGCUGCCAGGGAUGCCAUUGCAACUGCAGAAGUGUCUAGGAAGACCAUUCCAAGUUACAAUCCUGAAUCAAAAGAUCCAAAUAGUAAUGCAGAAAGGCUCGAAGAAAGAAAUGAUCAAAGAACUGCGAGUGCAGAUGAUAAGGUCUCUAACAUCAGCACUGAUAAGGAACCUGGGAAACAGUUUGGAGAAGGACAAGGUUGUGGAAGAGUGUAUGAUUAUGCGGCCAAUUUACCAAUGGAAUUCUAUCAUUAUUAUUAUGGAAGUAACACUGAUAUGGGGACAUUAAUUGAGGUUAGAAGAUCGUGGGAUGCAUACAUAAGACCUGGAGGAAGCCGAAUACCGGGACAUUGGGUUCAACCACCACCACCUGCUGAUGAAAUAUGGGCAGCAUAUUUGGUGCGACCAAAAUGAAUCCAGCCAGCCAUACGGUACAGAAUUGGUUUUUCAAAAUUUGCUGGUACAGAUUGGUACAAAAUGCAAAUACAUAAAUAACAAGCUUAUUUUGGAUGGCAUGGCAUCGGUAUGUGGUUCUGUGAUUAUAUGCGAAAAUUGAUAUACCUUUGCAGUUGUUUUGGUAAAAGAUCAAUCGUUAAAUUUCCUAUCUGUUGAUCAAAAUGUCGUGAAAAUUCAGUUGAGUUCAUUGUGUCGGGUGAGGAAUUGUAACAAGUUUUACAAGAUAGUUCAGCAUUGUGAAGGCAUACGAGGGAGUAAGAGGCGGCAUUUUUGAGCUGAAGAAGGUUUGAUGAUGAUUUAUUUUUGGUUUCUAAUCUUUACCAUUGUUAAUGGAAGUUUAGAAAGCGGGUACCAUUCAUCAUGAACAUGUAAAUAGAAAUUUUGGAUACUGCAUCUUCAUGGACGUACGGUUUUAAGAACCCUAUUCACUUUCGUUUGAAAUUGUUA
This is a messenger RNA of Momordica charantia (bitter melon), 1849 nucleotides long. RefSeq names its product U11/U12 small nuclear ribonucleoprotein. Lineage: Eukaryota; Viridiplantae; Streptophyta; Magnoliopsida; Cucurbitales; Cucurbitaceae. The record is from RefSeq and is a predicted model, not a curated record. Gene Ontology annotation, cellular component: U12-type spliceosomal complex.